CGACGGCGCAGGAUUCCUCAACGCGUUGGAGAAGGCCCGUGAGACGCUGCCGCCGCCCUUGAAGAACCAGCCGGUCCUGCCCAUCAACGUGGUGGCGUUCGACUACGAGCUCGAGGGCGACCAGGCUGGUUUGGCCCUUCUCAACCGCCUGGCGGGGCCUGACGGCCUGUCCUCCAUCGACACUUCGGCGCAGGAUCUGCUCGCUCUGGACAAGAUGCUCAAGUCCGUGCAGACCAAGAAGAAGCAGCUGGACAAGCUGAACAAGAAGCUCGACAAGAUGGAGGACCUGUCCGAGCAGGUGGCCGAGAUGCGCCAGCUGUUCCAGAUGCAGAUCUCGCUGCAGCGGAUGCUCGAGAGCGACCUCGAGAUGCUGGACUUCGCGCUGAAGAGGGAGGAGCCGGUCACCGUGCCAGAGAUCUGAUGCCUUUCGACAGGGCUCGCGGCGCCUCGCCAACAGAAAGAGACGGUGGCGAGGCGCCGCUCGGCGCGGGCGCUGCCGUGACUGGCGCCAAAUCUUGGGCUCCCCAACUGUCAGCCUUCCUCGUUCGUGCCCCGCCCCCCCGCCUGCGUCCUUGCCUCCCAUGCCUCUCUGUCUCCCUGCGUAACUUCCCCUCCCA
Messenger RNA from Prorocentrum cordatum, 617 nucleotides. Lineage: Eukaryota; Dinophyceae; Prorocentrales; Prorocentraceae. The record is from the annotation of a GenBank genome assembly.